GUAGAAACAGGUGGGGUACAAAAGGAAAGAUAAGGUCUAGAAACUUAGUAAAACUUGUGCUCAAAUUCAGUGACUUUGUACAUGCAGAGUGACCCCCUCGGGUGACUCUUAUGCUUGUUAUCAAGCCUAUUCCUGGUGUCAUCAGUGCGACUACUACUACUCAGCUAACCCACCUCCCAGCAACAAUCUCACAAAGCCCUCCUCAGUCUAGCGGAUGAAAUAUGGAGAUGUCUGGUGACAUGCCGCCUGAGUUGCUGGAGAACAACGCCGAACAUGCUUAUUUCAUGAAGCAGGCGUUAAUGAUGGGAGAAAAAGCCCUUGCAACCGGUGAAACCCCGGUUGGCUGUGUUCUGGUGUAUGACAACAAGAUUGUUGGUUCUGGAAUGAAUGAUACAAACAAAUCUAUGAAUGGUACAAGACAUGCCGAGUUCAUUGCCAUCGGAGAAAUGCUCCAAACUUAUCCAAGGUCAGCACUGCGUUCAACAGACCUCUAUGUAACUGUUGAACCGUGUGUCAUGUGUGCAUCUGCUUUGAGACAAUAUCAGAUACGAAAAGUAUAUUUCGGCUGUGGAAAUGACAGGUUCGGGGGAACCGGUAGCAUUCUAUCACUACAUGCCGAUCGCUCGAUAGAUCCACCAUACCCGGUGCAAGGCGGGUUGUUCCAUAAGGAAGCUAUCAUGUUGCUUCGGCGCUUCUACAUACAAGAAAAUGAGAAGGCGCCCAAGCCCCGCCCUAAAAAGCAUCGUGAAUUAAAAACGGAUUUCGACCAGGAAGUCCUCAUUGCCUCCCCUACACCCUGAGCGGGAACGGGUUGUACUUAGUCGAACGGCCGCACAAUGAAGGAAGCUGAGGGCUAAGCAUCUUCGAUGUCGUGUAGAAGCGAUCAAGGUGAACGCAAGAGCCAAUGAAACGUUAACGAGCCGAUCCUUAUACCGUCUUUCAUGUCACAAGUUUAGGAGCUAGCUUGCUUCAACCGCUCGGCUUCCAGCUCCCGCUCGGCCUGCUGAUAGUACUUGGCCGUGUCGACGCCAUGCUUGUAUUGCAGUUAGUAACAAAAUUUAUACCCGACGCUGAUGGUUGUGUAUGAAAGGUGAUGGCUCUUCCAUUGUACGUACCUGGUCAUGGUUGACAAGGUUGAACCAUGGAAGAACAUGGAUGAACAGCUCAGAGUAUCUAGAGUUUCGAGCAGCAACGCCUUGC
Molecule: messenger RNA, 1200 nt
Organism: Aspergillus neoniger CBS 115656
Lineage: Eukaryota; Fungi; Ascomycota; Eurotiomycetes; Eurotiales; Aspergillaceae
Product: nucleoside deaminase
Exons: 6
Coding region: 222-800 (192 amino acids)
Biological process (GO): tRNA wobble adenosine to inosine editing
Cellular component (GO): nucleus; cytoplasm
Molecular function (GO): zinc ion binding; tRNA-specific adenosine-34 deaminase activity
Source: RefSeq, a predicted model, not a curated record